CUGAGGUGUAUAUUGCGUACACCUAAACUCCAAAGUCCUGCUCUGUUGAAUUCUACUAUAUAGUGUCUGGCUUUGCAAAUGUUUAAGUUUAAAAAGAAUUGUCAGUGUUUGGUUUACAUGAAAUGACAGCUUUGGACUUUGACGAUGGUUUAGUUGGAAGCGAAGCUACAGGCGGCUUUACUGACAAAUAUGAAGCUAAAGAAGUUCUUGGAUCGGGAGUUUCCAGUGUGGUACGCAGRUGUCUUCAUCGUUUGUCAGGUGGUGAAUUUGCUGUCAAGAUAAUUGACAAACUCAGUGAUCAGGGGGGUGUUGAUAUCGUUGAUACAACUAAAGAUGAGGUGGAUAUUUUAUUAACAAUACAUGGACACCGAAGCAUUAUUGAACUGGUUGAUGUGUUUGAAUCAUCAGCUUUCUUCUUCUUGGUGUUUGAAUUCGCAAGUCAUGGUGAACUUUUUGAUUACCUGACUCAGGAAGUCACUUUAUCAGAGAAGAAAGCCAGGAAAAUCAUGAGGCAAAUUCUUGAGGCAGUUUCAUUUAUGCAUGAACAGAGAAUAGUGCACAGAGAUCUGAAGCCUGAAAACAUACUACUAGACAGCGAUUUAAAUGUUAAGAUAUCUGACUUUGGAUUUGCUGUGAAGUCCAACGAAGACGAAUUACUUAAAGAACUGUGUGGAACACCUGGCUAUUUGGCUCCAGAGGUCUUACAGUGUUCAAUGUUCCCUGAUGCACCUGGGUAUAACAGAGAAGUCGACAUGUGGGCUUGUGGUGUUAUUCUCUAUACAUUGCUUUGUGGGUUUCCACCAUUUUGGCAUCGUCGUCAAGUUGUUAUGAUUAGGAGUAUUAUGCAAGGCAAAUACCAGUUUAACAGCCCUGAUUGGGAUGAAAUAUCACGUAAUGCUAAGGACCUGAUUUCCAAGUUGUUAGUGGUUAAUCCUCAAAAAAGAAUUACAGCUGACGAAGCCCUUGAACACGCAUGGUUUGCUGAAGCUCAGUCUCAAAAAACAGAGAAAUUCUGUGCAAGAUGGAAGUUUAAGGUAAAGUAGAGUAAAAACCCUAAAAUUGUGAAAAAGUACUAGACCAACUUGUGAAAUUGCAACAUUUGAUAUUAGUGUAGAUGAAAAUAGAAAACAAAUAGACCCAAUUGGCUAAUUGGCAUGGCCUAAUGUGUUGCCAUGUAUGUUACCACCUAAUUCAAAUCCUGUGGGAAAAAUAACUUUYGUUUCUAAGAAUAUAACUAUGAAAAUGAAAAUACAGCAAACAAUGAAACUUGAAACAUUUAUAGCAAUGUGUUAGCUGAUUAGGUUUAUUAAAGGAAAUUGCAUAAUU
Molecule: messenger RNA, 1326 nt
Organism: Exaiptasia diaphana
Lineage: Eukaryota; Metazoa; Cnidaria; Anthozoa; Actiniaria; Aiptasiidae
Product: phosphorylase b kinase gamma catalytic chain, skeletal muscle/heart isoform
Exons: 11
Coding region: 123-1043 (306 amino acids)
Biological process (GO): glycogen biosynthetic process; protein phosphorylation
Cellular component (GO): phosphorylase kinase complex
Molecular function (GO): ATP binding; calmodulin binding; phosphorylase kinase activity
Source: RefSeq, a predicted model, not a curated record